AUGUUUACUCGUCUUUACUGUAUAACUGUAUUAUUUCUGAUAUUACCCUUAACUUAUCAGAAAAGAAACACGACAUAUGUUGUUGAUAUAAAAGACGAGAAUCACAAGGUUACAAAAUACACCGCAGUUCUGCUUUUUGUCAUUUUCCUACUGUACGGUAUUGUUAGCAACAUACUGUUGGCGAUCGUAUUCUGUCGCAGACGAGAUAAUCAUUACAGUCGUGAAUUUAUUGUCAUUGGAUCACAGCUGAUUAUUUCAAGUUUCAUGGCUUUUAUCCCACAAAUGGUUGUUGUAUUGCCUGAAAUACUACGAACUAAAAACAGUUCAUUCGCGGAUCAAAUGAUAUGGAUUAACCGUAUAUUUGCAACUUUUGCUACCAUUCCGUUCUUUGCCAUACUCUAUUUCUCAUUUUUAUUGACACUAAAUCGUUUUGUGGCGUUAAUUUUACCAAAAUGUUACAUUGUUUUCGAGGCAGCAAGACUGUAUUUCCUAAUCGCUUUCGUAUGGUUAUCAGUUUUAGCAAACACAGCUGUUGAUAUUUAUUAUUGCACCAGACGAUUCAAUGUCUUGAAAGUAAGCUGGGAAGCAGAUUGUACAAAGUCAGGUGCAGCAGGAGAUAUUUGGUGGAGGAUGCGUUAUUUUUUGGCAAUUCUGAUACCGAAUGUAAAGUUUGUUAUAUAUAUUAUGAUAUUCUACAGUAUACGUCAUAAACGUCUUUUUGCGACAGAUAACAAUCAAAGAAAGACGAACAUAUGUGCUGGAAAUGAAAUGAAUGAAAUGAAAAUUCAUCACUAUGAAUGGUUAAUGUUAAUUCAAGCUGCAUGGGAAUGUGCUAUAAUGGAAAUUGGAAUUAUUGCUUUCAAUUUCCUACCAAAAUGUUUAAGUAGAAUUUUUGACGAAAGAGCUAUUAUUCCAUCAAAAAUUUUCAUCAAUUGUUAUUUCAUUUUUAUUUGCGCUUCAUUACCUACCGUUCAUUUUAUUUACAAUAAAAGAGCACGUGAGAUUAUAAAACAUUAUUUAUAUCGCUGGUUAAAUUUAAAAAUUGGACAACUAAAGAAUAAGGUUGGUGUUAGAAAACAUUCAACAUUGUGGUAG
Loa loa (African eye worm) is the source of this 1095-nucleotide messenger RNA. RefSeq lists its product as hypothetical. The record is from RefSeq and is a predicted model, not a curated record. The transcript has 5 exons. Lineage: Eukaryota; Metazoa; Nematoda; Chromadorea; Rhabditida; Onchocercidae. Gene Ontology annotation, cellular component: membrane. The coding region runs from base 1 to 1095 and encodes 364 amino acids.